Canis lupus familiaris (dog) is the source of this 1419-nucleotide messenger RNA. RefSeq names its product ankyrin repeat domain 39 (gene ANKRD39). The transcript has 4 exons. Lineage: Eukaryota; Metazoa; Chordata; Mammalia; Carnivora; Canidae. Gene Ontology annotation, molecular function: protein binding. The record is from RefSeq and is a predicted model, not a curated record. Bases 43 to 594 code for a protein of 183 amino acids.
CGUGCGCACAACAGCCGGGGCGGAGCGAGCUCCCGGGCCGACAUGGCGUCGCCGCAGCCCUGCGCGGACGGGCCCUGCUGCUCCUGGCCGGGUGCGGCGUCCGGCGUGCAGCAGACGCUGGACGAGAUGGACUUCGACAGGGGAAUCUGGUCAGCAGCCCUGAAUGGAGACCUAGGCCGAGUGAAGUAUUUCAUCCAGAAGUCAACAGACCCUAGCCAGCCUGACUCAGCUGGCUACACUGCUCUGCACUACGCCAGCCGCAACGGGCACUAUGCUGUAUGCCAGUUCCUGUUGGAAAGCGGGGCUAAGUGUAAUGCCCAAACCCAUGGGGGCGCCACUGCUCUACACCGGGCCAGCUACUGUGGGCACACCGAAAUCGCACGGCUCCUGCUGUCUCAUGGGUCCAACCCCAGGUUGGUGGAUGAUGAUGGCAUGACCAGUCUGCAUAAGGCUGCCGAGAAGGGUCAUGUGGACAUUUGCUCCCUGCUGUUGGCACACAGCCCGGCCCUGAAGGCUGUCCGGGAUCGGAAGGCACGACUAGCAUGUGACCUGCUGCCCUGCAACAGUGACCUGUGGGACCUGCUGGCCAGCUGAGCUGCCACCUUUCUGUCUCAGACUGCCGUGCCAGAGUACACAGACUAGCCCUCCCGGCCCUGCCUUGGUCAGCAUCCGUGCUGGGGUGGGAAACUGAGGCCUGAAGAGCCCCGUCCUGGCUGCUGUGGAAGCGAGGGGAGUAGAUGCGGCGGAGCUGCAAAUGCUUAAGCCUGGACAGAUGAUCACAUUCUAAAUUAGUUCAUGUGGAAACAUCUAUCCGUUUGGAAAAAAUAAAGUUGUAUCCUUACCUCAUCCAUGCACAAAAAUAAAUUUCAAGUAGAUUAAAGAACUAAGUAUAAAAACAACUACAUAAGUAUUAGAAGAAGCUAUGGAAUAUAUGUCACAAAGCUGCUUUCUAGCUCAGCACCCUUGAGAAAGAUCACUUGGCCCAUCUGUCCCUGCUUCCUCAUCUGUGAGUGAGGGCCUGCCUCAGAGGCCUUGUUAAAUGAGUGAAUAUACCGAGAGCACCAGAGUGUGCCAGGCACGUUGCAAACUGUGUUAGAGCAUCCACUUUUUCAAAUUUUAUUCAUUUUAAUAAUCUGAUAGAUUAACAAGUGCUAUUGUUUUAUUUUGUGUUGCUAAUUACCAGUGAUGUUGACCAUCAGUGAUGUUGACUGUCUUCUGUAAACUUCCUAUUCAUACCUGUUGCCUAAAGAUUUUUUUUUCCUUUUAUUGAUUUGUAGGAGUUCUGUAUUAUGGAUAUUAAUCUUGUUUAUAUAUAUAUAUAUUUUCUUUCUUAACAUCACUUUGUUAGUAUCUGUUCAUGGAAAUUGAUAAUCCAUCAUAGACAGGAGUUUGACAAUAUUAAAAUUUAAAUGAGCAGGG